AUGGCCAGCCCCGAAGAGCCGCUCGCUCCCCGCCCCCAAGCCCCCCUGCCCGCAGCCGGGGACCAGCCCCACUCCGGCCACGGCAAACUCCGCCCGGAGCCCCGGCGCAGCGCGGCCGGCGGGGGGAGCGCGGCGGGCCCGGGCCCAGCCCCAGCCCCCGAGCGGCCUGCCCGUGGCCGGGCCGAGCGCGCCGCGCCCUCGCGCCCGCCCCCCUCCUGCGCAGGCCGCGCCAGCCCGGCGGGGGGCCCCGGCGCCCAGACUGCGCGCGGCAGCAGCGGCGGCGGCGGCUGGGUCCCGGCCCGCGCUCUCUUCGCGCUCGCCUUCUCCUCCUCUGUCCCCUCCCCCUCUCCAUCUUCCUUUUACUUCUGGUCGCCGCCCCCACUGCCCCCUCCUCCUCUGGUCCCCUCCUCCUCUGCCUUCCACCUCCCCGUGCGGCUCCCAGGAAGGCAGGGCGCAGCGGCGGCGGCUCGAGGAGGCGGCGGCGAUGCUGGCGGCAGCGGCGGAGGACAAGAGGCGGCUCCCGUGAGCGUCCCCCCCAGCACGAGUCCCCGCGGCGGCGGUGGCAGCGCCGGCGGGCGGCGGCGGCUCUUUCUCUCCCCUGCGCUCCUGGGUUGGCUGCUUCCAGCCCGCGCCGGGCCCCGGCCGCCGCCGCCGCCCCGGCUGCCUCUCUGCCCAGCUGCCCGCCGCGCGGGCUCCUCCGGCUCUCCGGGCGCCGGCGUGGACGGCCCCGGCCCCGGUCUCGGCCCCAGCGCAGGAGGCGGCCGGACUUCGCGGCGGCCCGGAGGCGCCGGCUUCGCCCUAGCGGCUGCGGCCCGGCUGCUGUUGGGCUCCGACAUGGAAGAUGGACCUUCUAAUAACACGAGCUGCUUCCGAAGGUUGACGGAGUGUUUCCUGAGCCCCAGUUUGACAGAUGAAAAAGUGAAGGCGUAUCUCUCUCUUCACCCCCAGGUAUUAGAUGAAUUUGUUUCUGAGAGUGUUAGUGCGGAGACGGUAGAGAAAUGGCUGAAGAGGAAGAACAACAAGCCCGAAGACGAGACGGCGCCUAAGGAAGUCAGCAGGUACCAAGAUACGAAUAUGCAGGGCGUCGUGUACGAGCUGAACAGCUACAUCGAGCAGCGGCUGGACACGGGCGGGGACAACCAGCUGCUGCUGUACGAGCUCAGCAGCGUCAUCAAGAUAGCCACCAAAGCUGAUGGAUUUGCACUGUAUUUCCUUGGCGAGUGCAAUAAUAGCCUGUGCGUGUUCACCCCGCCCGGGGUCAAGGAGGGUCGGCCGCGGCUCGUCCCUGCGGGGCCCAUCGCCCAGGGCACCACCACCUCCGCCUACGUGGCCAAGUCCCGGAAAACGCUGCUCGUGGAGGACAUCCUCGGGGACGAACGCUUCCCCAGAGGCACGGGGCUGGAGUCGGGGACGCGGAUCCAGUCCGUCCUCUGCCUGCCCAUCGUCACGGCCAUCGGCGACCUCGUGGGCAUCCUGGAGCUGCACCGGCACUGGGGCAAGGAGGCCUUCUGCCUGAGCCACCAGGAGGUCGCAACGGCAAACCUCGCCUGGGCUUCCGUGGCCAUCCACCAGGUGCAGGUGUGCAGGGGGCUGGCCAAGCAGACGGAGCUGAACGACUUCCUGCUGGACGUCUCCAAGACAUACUUCGAUAACAUCGUCGCGAUAGACUCUCUACUUGAACACAUCAUGAUAUAUGCAAAAAACCUGGUGAAUGCAGACCGCUGUGCACUUUUCCAGGUGGACCACAAGAACAAGGAGCUGUACUCGGACCUUUUUGAUAUUGGGGAGGAGAAGGAAGGAAAGCCCGUCUUCAAGAAGACCAAAGAGAUCAGGUUCUCCAUCGAGAAGGGCAUCGCCGGGCAGGUGGCGAGGACGGGGGAAGUGCUGAACAUCCCGGACGCCUACGCGGACCCGCGGUUCAACAGAGAGGUGGACCUGUACACGGGCUACACCACCCGCAACAUCCUGUGCAUGCCCAUCGUGAGCCGCGGCAGCGUGAUCGGCGUGGUGCAGAUGGUGAACAAGAUCAGCGGCAGUGCCUUCUCCAAAACGGACGAGAACAACUUCAAGAUGUUUGCCGUCUUCUGUGCUUUAGCCUUACACUGUGCCAACAUGUACCACCGGAUCCGGCACUCGGAGUGCAUCUACCGGGUCACCAUGGAGAAGCUGUCCUACCACAGCAUCUGCACCGCGGAGGAGUGGCAGGGCCUCAUGCGCUUCUCGCUGCCCGGGCGGCUCUGCAAGGAGAUCGAGCUGUUCCACUUCGACAUCGGUCCCUUUGAAAACAUGUGGCCCGGCAUCUUUGUCUACAUGAUCCACCGCUCCUGUGGGACAUCCUGCUUCGAGCUGGAAAAGCUGUGUCGCUUCAUCAUGUCCGUGAAGAAGAACUACCGGCGCGUCCCGUACCACAACUGGAAGCACGCGGUGACCGUGGCGCACUGCAUGUACGCCAUCCUCCAGAACAACGGCGGGCUCUUCACCGACCUGGAGCGCAAAGGGCUGCUGAUCGCGUGCCUGUGCCACGACCUGGACCACAGGGGCUUCAGCAACAGCUACCUGCAGAAGUUCGACCACCCGCUCGCCGCCCUCUACUCCACGUCCACCAUGGAGCAGCACCACUUCUCCCAGACGGUGUCCAUCCUGCAGCUGGAAGGGCACAACAUCUUCUCCACGCUGAGCUCCAGCGAGUACGAGCAGGUGCUGGAGAUCAUCCGCAAAGCCAUCAUCGCCACCGACCUGGCGCUCUACUUCGGGAACCGCAAGCAGCUGGAGGAGAUGUACCAGGCCGGCUCGCUGAACCUGAACAACCAGGCCCACAGGGACCGCGUCAUCGGCUUGAUGAUGACCGCCUGCGACCUUUGUUCUGUGACCAAGCUGUGGCCGGUUACAAAGUUGACGGCAAACGACAUAUACGCGGAGUUCUGGGCUGAGGGCGACGAGAUGAAGAAGCUGGGGAUUCAGCCCAUCCCUAUGAUGGACAGGGACAAGAGGAACGAGGUCCCCCAGGGCCAGCUCGGCUUCUACAACGCGGUGGCCAUCCCCUGCUACACCACCCUCAUGCGGAUCUUCCCGCCCACGGAGCCCCUGCUGCGCGCCUGCAGGAACAACCUCAGCCAGUGGGAGAAGGUGAUCCGCGGGGAGGAGAGCGCGGUGUGGCUGACCUCCCAGCCGGCGGCCCCCGGCCCCUCGGAGACGCUGCCCGUCAAGAUCGACGACUGAUGCCCGAGCCGCGCUGCCUGCAGAUGCUCGUCCCACUGCUUUGACUUUUCUGACUUUUAUUUUUGUGGGGGAACCUACACCCGGAAACCGGGAUGCCGGCCUCACCCAGAAGGUCACGCCGAGGAGACCCGCCCCGCAGACGACUCCCCGAACGCCUCGUCGGUGUCUCAUCCCAGACAGUGUCCAGGCAGGACCCCGGCGGGGCCGGGAAGCUGCAUCCGGGGGCUGCGCCAGCCUCGCCAGCCGGCCCUUUCCAGCGGGCUGACACUGCCCGGGCCUCGAGGGGACGGACGGACGGACAGAAGGCAGGCGGCCGGGGUCCUGCCCACUGCGUCUCUCUAGGGAGGGUGUGCAAUGGUACUGUGACGACGCCGUGCUUUGGCUUCAGCACCAGUGUUGCUUCGAUGUUGUCGGUUAUAAAUAGGGAUUUCUACACAUCACUGUCGUGGACGCGCCUGUGUGGUCUGCUUGUGCGUGGCGUGAGUGGCAGCAGAUGGCCGGCCCCGGGAUGGGCGGUGGUGCGGCUGCCGCCCAGGAGGCCCUUUCUGCAGCCUGCGGUGGGGGCCGGGCUCCUGCUUCCGAGCCGGGCGGGCUGGACGUCUGCCCUGGGCCCUCCGUGUGUGCGCAGGGGGCUCAGGUGGGCGGCCGAACCCCGCGGGCGGGCGGCAGGCUCCUGGCCCCCGAGAGGAGCCGCCGGCUCGCGCGCGGGUCGCCUGCAGAAGUCCCCGUGUCGGUUCACAGGAUGUCAGAGAAUAUUUUUUUAAAAAAUCUUUCCUUGCAGUCUUGGCAAAUUCACUAGUCAUUUUGCAUAAAGAACAAAAUUAAAGCAAGGCAUAUGAUUUUUUUUUUAACGGACAAGUCUUACAGAUAAAAAAAUGUGAAUUUUGAGUAAUGAUGUCUUUCUAUUGUCACUCCGCGUCAUGGCAGAAUUUUAGAGUCACGUUCAGAAUGAAAGGUUUACUCGGCAAAUCAUUUCAUCAGCAUUCGUUUCCCCUGAAAUCAAAUGAAACCAUCAACUUCGUCUUCUGUAAUUUUUCUCUUACCUGCUGCAGCAUCGCCCCGCCCCGCCCCGCCCCUCCUCCUGCCGCUCAGUCUUCCCGCCCAGGUCCGGUGGACCUCGGGGAGGGACCGGAGCCCGAGCGGGCGAUCGGGCAGGGGAGGCCAGGAGCCCAGAGCGAGCGAUCAGAGCAGAACUCUGCUCCGCUCGGCUCAGCGCCCGGAGUCUGCACAGGAACCUGUAGUUUGGGGAGUUUCUCUUGCGUCACUUUGGCUGGUGUCACUCCCCAGUGUAAACGUUUUGAGAGCAUACGCAGAGGUGGUAGUAGUGUGGACCCUUUCCUGUGGACCCUGUGAGCCCAGGAGUGUGGUUCUGGUGCGUGGUAACGCUCCAGUGCGUGUGGCUACAGAGAGCCUUGUCGGGACAACCCAGCAGCCUCCGAACGUGGGGCCUUCGGUCAGUCCUGACCUGGAGGAAUUAGCCGAGCGUCUCAGCAUGUGACAGGCUGACCCACCACAAGUCUACUCUUUAUGUGGCAAGAAACUGGUAUAAUCCUUUCAAUAAAACACAUUUUAAAAUAUUCUUCUGCAUACUCAGUACUGUACACAGGGUUUUUCAUAUGAGCUUGGUUUUUGCAAAUACCAAUCAGUUGUUUCUACAACAGGGUUUAUUUAUGUUGCAGCAAAGAGAGCUGUACAUAAACAUUGUUCUUUUUAAAAAAUUAACACCAUGUGUUCAAUUUCCUUACGGGCUCCUGAAAGUUGCCACCUCCCCUGCAGGGAGCCCCCAGUGCUGUGGCGGUUGCACCGGAGGAGGUGGGUGCACCAGCUAGAGAGAGAAACACCGCUCUGGCUAGAUACACACACACACGUAGCUGUGUGCAUGCAUGUAUGUAGACAUACACAUGCAUGUAGACACAAACACGUGUGUGAGAGAAGCAAACCCAUCUAUGAAAAACAGAAAUGAGCCACAUCCUUCAAACACAGUGAUUUUUCGUGUUGGAACAUGUAAUAGUGUUUGACCAAACACUGACCAGACGGUACCCUUUCAUGUUAGUCUUUUCACAGAAUUGAGCUUUUAAAAGCUUCAUACUUUUUGGCAUCUAAACUGAUGAAACUUCCCCAGCAAAUUUGACUUCAGUGGCAGGCGAACUCGGCCGGCGGGUCACCCUGGAGACCGCACUGCGAGGGCUGAGUGUCGUUGGGGACGGCCGGUCCCAAGCGCCGGCUGCAGGAGGGCGCGCCGGCCCUGCUCCUUGCCGUAGAACACAGCUCGCGAGGUCCGAUGGCAUUCGAAGGUCGCUGUUCCACUAGAGGAUUGCAGAAUGUUCUUUUACUUCAGUGUAGCCAGGUGUACUCCAUGGACUUCUGAACAGUGUCCUGAAAAUGUGUGUGGAUUUGUUGGUUGGUUGAUGUCCUGUGAAAUACUGUCAUUGUAGAGACAAAGUCUGAGCCGAGGACUGUAUUCUAACGCUGACGAUGAACACUGCCUGCACCGUGUGUCAGAUUGACCUAGGAAUCACAGGUCUGUCUGAAGUAAGUGCUCCCAGGACAAGGUGGUACUUAGUCGAUGAUCUGCUUUUGAGAAAAAGUGCAGUGAGCAGUAUUUUUCUGUUAUUUCAGUGGAUAUAUUUAGCAGGCAAACUCCAUAGUGGUGUUCUCAUUUUUUUCCUAAAUUUUUUCUUAAAAGGGUAGAUGGUUUUUAUCACCAAAAGUUUUGAUGAGUUGCUCGUUAAGCUGGUAUUCUCUGUUGGGCUAAAGUUUCCUGUUCCGUCUAAACCUGGUAACAAGCCACCAGUGUUGGUAGAAUGUUCAGUUUCCAGACAUUUUCAUGGGUUGUGCUGAUUUAUAAUGGACACAGUUUUUAUUACCAAAUGCAGUUAUUCCAUUAUUUUUUCAGAGAUGACGAACCUAUUUUCUAACUAGAAAUUUUCUUGGAAAUGCACGCCGACGACAUGAAACACGGAUCUUGGGCAGUGGAAUGACGUUCUGGAAAAUGCAGGCAUCUUCUCAGUGGUUGACUGCGGCACACCGGGCGGGGGUGCGGCGGGUCUGGAGAGUGGCUGCCAGGGAAGGCCCUUGUCCCGGGGCGGGGAGGGGGCCUGGGCCCCGGCGACGGCUGUUUCUAAGGGGCAUGUGCGAAGCCCCCACCUCCCCUCCUCUCUGACUGUCCCUCACGCAGACGAGGCCACGCGAGGUGACUGUUCACAGCCACGGAGCAGAACUCCCUCAAAACGAGACUCGUUCAGUGUAGGUUUCCUCUUUUUCGCAUGAUUUUUAGUUUUUUUUUUAAACUUUUGUGCAUUCUCAGUGGAUUUUGCUUCGUUGGAAUGUUCGGGCAUGCUAGGCGUGUUCGUACGCAACGCAGUCUAGCCACACACACCCUUUGCUACCUAGGUGUUUAGCAACACACGUAGUUUUCAGCUUUACGUUCCGGCCUUUGAACUCGAAGUUGAGGUUUGAGCUUUAAAUAGGACUAAGUUACCAUACCUUGCUCGUGCCUUUCUUUUAAAUACUGUAAUUUUUCAUCUUCAUCUAUUUCUUAUUUUGCUCUUCUUGCUUAACUAUAAUCGAAGACAUUGAAAGGGACCCAUCUUUGGGUGAAGUCACCGCGUCAAAUGACCAGGACCUCAGUCCCCUGACCGGUCCCUCCCUCUCUGGGAUUCCAGUUACCCUCAGUGGCCGCCGUGAGUGGCGCUGGUGAACGCCCAGUCUCGUCCUGCCCUUCCCGGACCUGGGACUGGCGGCGACCCGGCGUGGUCGGGCUCCAGGCACCCGCGCAUGGUUUCGACUUUGAAAACCGCUUCUAUCUUUAUAUAUUUCUGACAUGCGUUUGCUUUCUGCACUUUGCUGACUUAGGCUUUGAUUCUUUGCAGACGUUGAUUUAGCCACAUAGCAUUUCCCCUCCGUUGCGAGUGUGAGUCUGAGUUUCCAGCCACCGCGAGACGCAAGCAGCCGAGCAUGCGGCGGUCUUCCCGCCCGGGCUUGUCGGCGGCCCGUUUGCAUCAGUAUUUCUCCUGAUACUCAUUUCGCCAGUUUCUUUAAAGACUCGUCCUAAGUUUUCAUCGAUUCGUGCUCCCCAGUCCAGUGCGUACACUUCUUGUUUUCUGUCUUUUUUUUAAACUGGACGUUUUGAUUGGUGGAAGCGUUAGAUGCAUUUCCGUGAUGAUAAAAACAGUGACAAGAACCAGUCCCGUUCUGGUUGUAAAUCGUUAAAAGAUGGAGCGAAGAGAAACACACAGAUGCUUCCCGAGAAACACGUUGAAACUCUGAAGCAGCAUCGUUCUCUUCACUCGGCUGCUAAGUCUCUUCC
Phyllostomus hastatus (greater spear-nosed bat) is the source of this 7528-nucleotide messenger RNA. It is a transcript of the gene PDE10A, whose product is annotated as phosphodiesterase 10A. Bases 1 to 3219 code for a protein of 1072 amino acids. Gene Ontology annotation, biological process: signal transduction; negative regulation of receptor guanylyl cyclase signaling pathway. The transcript has 22 exons. Gene Ontology annotation, molecular function: 3',5'-cGMP-stimulated cyclic-nucleotide phosphodiesterase activity; protein binding. NCBI's taxonomy places the organism in Eukaryota, Metazoa, Chordata, Mammalia, Chiroptera, Phyllostomidae. The record is from RefSeq and is a predicted model, not a curated record.